UGGAUAAUAAUUACAUUCCUUCUUUUCGUGUGUUCCACUGUACAUAUAUCUACAUAUUUGUAAAUGAAUUACCACCUAAACUUCGCGUUCAGUGCAAGUCUUGGCAUAUGAUGGCAUUAACGAAGCGAAUAAAAUGUUUUAAAUAUUUAGUUUACAGCUACGUCGUGCUCUUAAUGGUAACUGGUGCUGCCCAAAUCCUGGUUGGUACAAUUCUGUUAUGGGGUCAUUCUGGUUAUUACGGCAUUGUCCAAAAUAGACUAUGGGCGCCAGCUGCAAUACUUUUGUGUUUAGGACCAAUUACAUUUCUUCUUUGCUGGAUGGGAUGCCAAGCCACAAACCAAAGGAAGCGAUGUUUAUUGGGAACGUUCAUAGCAGCGCUCGUGGGAUGCAUUUGCUUUCAAUUCUUCAUAUGUGGCUGGUCGUUGGCAAUGCGUGAAAGCCUUCCAACUUCUGUAGAAAUUUUCAUAGAUGAUUCGUUUGUUGAAUUCCUUGAUAAAUUUUCUAGGACAAAGGUUGACAAUUUGCAUUUAUGGAACCGUAUGCAAUCGCAGCUCCAGUGCUGUGGCGUAGAUGGUCCCCUGGAUUAUCGUCGGCUCUCCCUUCCUUGGUCUUGCUGCUCACGACCAGAACAUGCUUAUGAGUCCGCAUGUGACACUCAUUAUAAACGAGGUUGUUUAUCCGUUGUAUCUGAGCAAAUUAGAAACCGACUACUACUAACGUCUUUAGGCUCAGCAACAAUCGCUGUUUUACAGAGUUUGGGCGUAUUUUGUGCAGUUCAUUUAGCAAUUUUAUUUGGAAAAAGUGAAAAUAAUCAUAAUAUUAAUAAUUUAAGCAAAAAACGCCAACAACAGUUUCUUCCUUUAUCGAUUCAAGAUAAACGUCAUGAUAUGCCCUCUCCUCUUAGUCUUUCACCUUCAGCUCCUGGUCAUCGGAUUAUUAAAACUUCAAAGCCACCAACUAUGCCGAAAUGACAGACAAUUAGUUUUUAAAAUGGACAAAUAAUUUAAUUCUUUACAUAUUGUAAAAUGAGAUGGAAUGUAGAUAAUUGUGACCCUCAAACUUUUUAUUUAGUUUC
Rhagoletis zephyria (snowberry fruit fly) is the source of this 1075-nucleotide messenger RNA. RefSeq names its product Transmembrane 4 superfamily (gene TM4SF). The record is from RefSeq and is a predicted model, not a curated record. Gene Ontology annotation, cellular component: plasma membrane. Lineage: Eukaryota; Metazoa; Arthropoda; Insecta; Diptera; Tephritidae.